Molecule: messenger RNA, 1287 nt
Organism: Sclerotinia trifoliorum
Lineage: Eukaryota; Fungi; Ascomycota; Leotiomycetes; Helotiales; Sclerotiniaceae
Source: the annotation of a GenBank genome assembly
UUCGCGAUCUUGAACUUCUUACCUAGGACGACGGCCAGUAAAUUACACCUUUUCGCCAUUUCCGACAUUCGACAAAUCGGCCAAGAUGAAGUACAUUCAUUCCGAAGAGACUCUGACCAUCCCAGAGGGUGGUAAGUACGGUGUUUUUCAUUAUUGGAUUGUUGAAAUUCGAAGAAAGGGGAUUGCAGUUCAAUCUAGAAGGAAUUGAUGAAGCGCAUCGAAGAAUAUUGGAAGGAAAAUUUCUGCAGAUGAAGAAUGAAUACUGAUCGGUUUGAUUGAAUAGUCAAGGUCGCCAUCAAAUCCCGCCAAGUUACCGUUGAGGGACCAAGAGGUAAACAAUUCCUACAUUGAUCGACAAUCAGCCAAUCCGCAAAUCUAAUACAAUCGAAAUAGGCAAACUCCACAAGGACCUUAGCCAUUUGGCAGUCAACUUCUCCAAGCCAAAGAAGGAUGUCAUCAAGAUCGAGCUUCACCACGGAGCCCGCAAGAACGUCGCCACUCUCCGAACCGUCCGUACUCUCAUCAACAACUUGAUCAUCGGUGUUACCAAGGGUUUCAAAUACAAGAUGAGAUAUGUCUACGCACAUUUCCCAAUUAACGUCAACGUUGAGAAGGGACCAGAGGAUAUCCCAGUCGUUGAGAUCAGGUAUGAUGGUUCAAAGGAAAGAAUUUGGCUUGGAAGAUGGAAAUGCUGAUUAUAUUGGUAUAGAAACUUCAUCGGUGAGAAGAUCGUCCGUAAGGUUCCAAUGAGAGAGGGUGUUGCUGUUGAGCCAUCAAAGAACGUUAAGGAUGAGCUUCAAUUAUCUGGUAACUCCCUUGAGGAUGUUUCCCAAUGCGCCGCCGACAUUCAACAAAUCUGCAGAGUACGAAACAAGGAUAUCCGAAAGGUAGGCAUCAAAAUUUCUUAUCCAAAAAAAUUAUACUGACAGUCAUAACAGUUCUUGGAUGGUUUGUACGUCUCAGAGAAAGGUAACAUUAUUGAGGAUUAAAUGGAUGAAAUCUCUGGUGGUCACCUUUUCUUACAUUCAAGAUGUGUAUUUGGAGCGUUAAAAGGGUCACUUUGCAUAUCAUGUAGCAAGGUGCUCGGAAUGAAUAUCUUGCGCAACAACUAUCUGCGAUUCCAAAUUAUUGAAACGAUCGAUACCUCGGUGACAAAGAUUGCAUGAUAGAUGAUUCGGGGGAAGGGUGUGCUAGCACAAUGAUUUGGGGAGAGCUUUUGAGAGAUCAAUGAACCAAUUAUGAACCCUUCUAGAUGUCAUGGCAUAAGUUUCAAGUUCAAAUUUUGGC